Lottia gigantea (owl limpet) is the source of this 273-nucleotide messenger RNA. RefSeq lists its product as hypothetical. The transcript has a single exon. The annotation marks the transcript as partial. The record is from RefSeq and is a predicted model, not a curated record. NCBI's taxonomy places the organism in Eukaryota, Metazoa, Mollusca, Gastropoda, Lottiidae.
GAUAUAGUGCUGGUGAUAGAUGGUUCAAUGUCUAUUGGCAUGACAGCCUUCGACUCACUGAAAAGAAACCUGGUUCAAUUUGCUACUGAUCUGCCGGUAAGUGAGAGCGGAAUCAACGUUGGAGUGGUAACCUUCAGUUCUAGUGUGAAUCCAGUUGAUAACAUCAACCUAACAGGAGACUUGAGUUCUCUGUCUACAGCAAUAACAAACCUACCUUAUCCAGAAGGUGGAACUCGAACAGAUCUGGGAAUUGACGAAGGUAAUGAUACAUAG